UAAAUACGGAAUAAUAAAUACGGAGUGUGUAACGAAUCAUCAUCAUCCCCACUGUUUUCUACGUUUGGCUCAUUCUCACCGGUCGCCAUCUCCACGCUCUCCUUUCUGCUGCUUCUGCUAUUCAUCUGGAGCUUCCUUUUCCCGCAUCAAAAGUUACUCUCCUUUCGCUGCGCCUGUCGGCUACUUCCUUCUCUCUGUUACAUUCUUCAGCAAACAGUAGGUUUGUUCCCCGCACAUUGCCUUUCAUGUUUUGUCUUCAAUGGCGUAUGGAUAGUGAUGUUUUUUGGCAUUGAGUCCAGCUACUUAUCUUCUGGUUAUCUUCUGCAGUUUUAGUCGAUUUCUGCACUUUCCUUCCGUUUGUGUUGCGGUUUUCUGGAUUCCGUUUUACAUUUCUGGUUUACGUCGAGGCCGACCUGCGAAUGUUAGAUUUAGGGCCGGUUUGUUCGAGUUUUAGUUCGAUGUAUUCUUUCUAUUUAUUGCUCUAUGUUUUCAUUUUUGAAUGAGUAGUGUUUAUCCAUGUUCAGAGUUCUCGGUCAAAUAUGUGUUCGGAUUAUGUAAAUGCGAGUAUUUCUAGGAAAGCUGCUUAUUAGUGUGGUUAUGGAGAUGCUUCAAUGGGAUUUUGAGUUGAAAGUGUAGUUUCCGUUCAUUUUGUGAGGUAAGGAUUGUGUAAUGUCAUAAUACGAUAGGAUUGACAAAGGCGAGGAUGAACAGGAAAUAGCUAACAUCCAAAGUAGUAGGACUGUAAGGUGGGGCUCUCUCUGGCUCUGCUUGCCGCUUCUGAACAUCCUACUUCUGGAAUAAGGCCAUCAUCCAGCGGAUGUGAGAGACCCCUACUCACGACUUCGUGGAGAGGAGAUUAAUUAACUAUUUGAAUCCCGUAACUAUAUUGACCCCAAAAACACUUGGGCACCCUUUGGCGAGUGGUGAAAUUACUGAAACUUAUAUAAAGUGAAAGUGUUUGGUAAUUACUUUGGCUGAAAUGACUGCUAGGUUGUGUAAAAGCAGAAUAAAACCAGAAUAAAAAAGGCUUAAGUAGUCCUUCAUGUAGUGGGCUAUACUAAAACCGGUUUCAUCAGCAUAAGUAUCUUAUGCUAAUCCUUUUCUAGCUGAAAAUCAUAAACAGUGGAAUCAGCCAAAGUGGAAGUGGUUGGUGUUUUAUUGGCUUCAGAUUACGCUUAUAAGCCCAUUUGGUUGUACAUAACACCUCUUUAGUAUAUUUUUCCAUUAUGAUUUAUCAUGUACCACACAACUCAAUUAAUCCAAUUACUGUCGAAAAUGCUGAAUGAAUUGAUUGUAUAGCUGCGUUUGAAGUUAUUUAUUCCCACAGACUAGUUGAUGUUCAUACUUUGUUAAGCUAUCUGUUUUUUUGCGGAGCUCAUAGAGGGCGUAUCUCAGAUCCUCAGCUAAAAAUGGUCUAAGAAUCCACUUGGAUAAGCCAUUCUUUACUCCAAUGCCUGUCGUGAGCAAUCGUUAUAUUCUUCUUUCUUGCAUCUCUUUGGUCAUCAUCAUUGCAAUAUGUGGUUUUGGACUUGAAUGGAGGGAGACAGGAAUGUUUUGGCACCAAUCCCAGGGAGAUGGGAACAACAUAACCACUAGUAUGAAACCAGAGAAGGCGUAUAGAAGCCACAGAAAAAUUCUAGUCCAUGGAUCUUGCACGAACAAGGACAUAAGCAUUUCACAGAGCACAUACUCAACAACCGGGAUACCACAGUAUGUAGUUGAGAUAGUAAACACAUGUUUUUCUGGGUGCUCCCCUUCCAACAUUCACCUCCACUGCGAUUGGUUUGCCUCCGCAAGAAUAGUGAACCCAAAUGCAUUUAAGAGGCUCAACUAUGAUGACUGUUUGGUAAAUGAAGGAAAGCCUUUGAAGACCAGUCAAAUGAUCAGAUUCACCUACUCAAACACAUUCCAGUACCCGAUUGCUUUCAAGUCUGCCAAGUUUUGCUGAUCGCCCGGACUUGCCAAUAACUAAUAUAACUUCUCCAUCCUAGUAUAGAUAGAGCCUGGCUAAUAGAUGUUCUUUCCCCCAAGUCUUGAGGUGUGAUUGGAUGGACAUAGAAAUAGUUACAAACCGAGGUGGAGAAACUAGUCUCGUGUUUCUCCAAAUGCUCGUUUUUUGGUCGUAUAUCUCUAGCUGUGAAUGCUUUAGGUAAAGCUAAUUGAUCUUCCUAUGUCUGAUCGUCCUAUAUGUAUACCCACAUAGAAUGUCCUACGUAAAUGCAAGCAGGUGUUUCAAUUUACCAUUCCUCUAGAGGAAUAGAGGAUGUGCUAUGCUUGCUUACUUAUUACCAUUCAACACUACUUUUGUUUGCUUUUCUUUCCUCAGUUACUCCAAUUUUACCUACCAAGGGGAGGGAAAAUCAAAAUAGUGAAUACUCUUUUUCCUGUUUCCCGGAUUCAAAUUUGAUUAAUUCUCAUUAGUAUUAUUAUCUAGUUUAC
Molecule: messenger RNA, 2439 nt
Organism: Cuscuta epithymum
Lineage: Eukaryota; Viridiplantae; Streptophyta; Magnoliopsida; Solanales; Convolvulaceae
Source: the annotation of a GenBank genome assembly